AUGCCAACGCUAAGGAGGGCUGUCGUUGGUAGAGCAGCGCUUGCAGCGCUCGCCGCCCUGCUCAUGUCGAUGGCGGGCCUGGCGCAGUCACAGAUCAACCCAAGCAUGCCUUUGUACCAACUUCAUGGAUCAGGCACAUCUAAUCCCGCGUUACUUAUCUGGCGUGUCAUGGACACCAUGAUGGCCCGUACAAAACCCAAAAUCGCCAUGUCGUACCGUUCAAUUGGUUCCGGAGCCGGCGGUGACGAAUUCGCAGCCCUCAACUCUUCCGCCUUCGGCUGCGGAGAUGUUCCCAUCAGCCCAACUAACUUUAACCGAACUCUACAGCAAAACAACCCCAUGAUGCACGUGCCGUUCCUCGUUGGCUCUGUCUCCAUAUUCCACAAUAUCCCCGGCAUUGGAGAGGGCUUGUAUCUGCCGCCGUGCACGCUCGCGAAAAUCUUUCGAGGCGAGAUUUCCCAGUGGAACCAUCCAGAGAUCGUAACCAACAACACCCACCUGCCGGAUCUGGCCAAUAUAACCGCCAGCAUCGGAAUCGUACACCGAAACAACGGUUCCAGCAGCACGUACGCGCUUACUCACUACCUCAACAAGUCCUGCCCCGGGGAAUGGAGCGGCAAGGGCCAAGGUGUGGGUGUGACCAUUUCCUGGACCUCCAUCCCGGCAGCCCGCAGGACGAUGGUGACCAACUCCCAAACCAUGGUGGAGCAGAUCGCGACCAACCCGUACUCGCUGGGCUAUGUGGAGAGCGGACAGGGACUGCUGGCAGGGCUGGAGGAAGUUCAGAUCUUGAACGCCAACAACCUCACGCUCACCUCCAGCGACGCCGCCAUCGCGCCCGAGUCCUUCAUCGCCUCCCAGUUCCCCCUCGGCAACCUCACCACCGCCAACUGGACGGCUGUCAACCCCGUGUAUGGCCCCAGCGACGCCAAGAACCAGUGGCCGCUCACCCUGGGCACCUACUUUUAUGUACGAACAAAUCUAGCGUAUUUAAAUGAGACAGGCGGUCUCCUGAAGCUCUUUCUGUCGUACAUGCUGUCUGAUGACGUGGCGGCAAUCAUGCCGGAAUACAGCUUUACAGCACUGCCGAAGAAGAACGGCACAGAGACGGUCGACGGGCAGCGCGACUUUGUGUUCAGCUCCAAGCGGGACUCGUACCUCAUGAACACCAUGAGCACGUUGGCGGCCGACGACAAGGAAACCAAAAACACCCUGAAGCUGGGGGACGCUUACCAGGUCCACGGCUCCGGUUCCUUCGUGUCGGCGCUCAUGAUCCGCCACUCCAUGCGGGUGUUGCAAGGUCGGGCUCGAGUGCCCGUCAGCAUGACGUACCGGGCGGUGGGCAGUGUGGAGGCGCAGUUGGAACUGGGGGACGUACAAAACAUGUACUCGUCGUACAACCACUUCAAGGUAUGGGUCUGGGGGUUAAGGGAGGGGCUUCCCUUCGCCAUUUCCGCUCUCGGCAUCUACCACACGAAAUCCUUCGGCUGGACCGCCCUAACCCUCAAUUGCAAGCUCCUGGCCCAGCUAUAUCGAGGCGAGAUCAAAGCCUGGAAAGAUCCUAGGAUAUUUUCCCUAAACGGAGCCGCCGCCAGCUCCAUUGCAGAACAGGAAACGAAAGCCAGCGUUACAGUCUUUGCGAUGGCGGCGCCGUCGGGGGCCACCUACGCUUUGACCGGGUUUUUGACCAAGUCGUGUAAUGACGAUUGGCGGGCGCCGACGGGGCCGUUGACGAGUGUGGAGUGGGCAGCGGGGGUAAACACCACGUAUCAGGGUCGACCCAUCACCACCCCCGAGGAGAUGUUGGCCGCCCUGGCCGCCACCCCCAACGCCAUCGGCUACCUGCCCGUCACUCUGGGCGCCAGCUCGGGACUGGCGGAGGCGCAAAUGGAGGUCACCACCACCACCACCACCACGAAUAAGAGUAAUAGAAUGCGGAUCGUGUCGAAGCAGGCAGAUCUGGCACGGGCUGUGACGCAG
Volvox carteri f. nagariensis is the source of this 1980-nucleotide messenger RNA. RefSeq lists its product as uncharacterized. The record is from RefSeq and is a predicted model, not a curated record. NCBI's taxonomy places the organism in Eukaryota, Viridiplantae, Chlorophyta, Chlorophyceae, Chlamydomonadales, Volvocaceae. The annotation marks the transcript as partial. The transcript has 10 exons.